AUGAGGCUUGCUCACACCAUACCUUUCACACCUGUCUCCAUAAUGGGUAAGGCAUCAGCCAAUCACGUUAAAGGGAUAGUUCACUGUUUUUUGACGUUUUUAUUAUUUUAGACUCCCCUAGGGUGUGGUUGUUUCUCCAAACUGUUCUUACAUUUGUUAGCUGGUUUUUAAGCAAUUUCUAGAAUAAUCUCACAAGUAUUUCUAAAGAAUGUGGCAAUGCUAGUGGAAAUGUAUUGUUUCUGUUGCCUCCCUAAUACACAUCUCCCCCGUGGUUGCAUGGUCCCUGGCAGCGGGAGAGGAGGUGAGUGUCUACUCCCUGGAAGAGGUGGAAGCUGCAGGCCCGGAGUUCUCCGUAUCCUCCUGGUCAUCGCGGGGGCUGUCUGCGUUGCUGCAGCCACUGUCCAGCGAGGGCUGUCUGGAUGGUGGGCUGCGCAGGGCCACGCGUGUACUUUGCACCUGGGCCGAGAGGGACGUCCUGAGGGUGGGCUGCGUGUAUGUGGUCAAAGCCACCAGGCCCGAGGUGGUCCGCACCUGGCAGAGGGUCUUCCACAGCGACACCCCCCUCCAGCUCUGUCUGCGGGUAUAAACCUCAUAUAUACGUACAUACAGUAUAUAACAUCAUAGCUUGUUGUUAGGGACAGAAGUGUUUUCUGACCAUGAGACCCGUUAAGCAUAAACUCUGGGCCCUGGUUAUUGUAAGACAGAUCUUUUCCUGGUCAGGUCAUAAACUCUGGGCCCUGGUUAUUGUAAGACAGAUCUUUUCCUGGUCAGGUCAUAAACUCCUGGCCCUACUUACAUACAUAAAUUUUCCACAGCAAGGUGGAACAUCACCUACUUUUUGUUAUGAGCUCUCAUCAUUUUUACCCUCAUGUUUUACUUGGCAUUUGUUACAUCCCUUAAUAGCAUCAUUCUGGCCUUCUGUUUUUUGUCCUUGCAGGAGAUACAGCAACAGAGAGCUGCUCAGAAUCUCAUGCAUGUGUUCAAUCAAGUAAAACCAGAAAACAUGCCUCAUUCUCCCAGGUUGGUACUCAACACUAGGACUCAGCACUAGUACACGUGUGUGUGUGUGUAUAUGUAUUAAUAAUAAUAAUAAUGGAUUGGAUUAUAUAGUGCCUUUCUACCAACUGAGGUACUCAAAGCGCUUUACAUAGUAAGGGGGAAACUCACCUCGUGUGCAUAUGAUACGUGUAUGUCUUACAGUAUGUGUGCGUGUUAAAUGUGUUAUGAAUGUGCGUCUUCCUCCUAGGUUCCUGGACGUGUCUCUUCUUCACUGGCACUCAGACGGCCAGUGGUUGACCAUAGAGAGGAACAUGACCGGAGACUUCAGGAAGUACAAUAAUAACACAGGAGAAGAGAUCGCCCCCUGCUGUGGGAUGGAGGAAGCGCUCCUGGCCUUCUCCCACUGGACCUACCAAUACUCCUGCAGGGAACUGCUGGUGCUGGACGUACAGGGUCUGUCUGUCUGUCAAUCCCAUUCUUUUGAGCUGUCUGUCCAUCCCAUUCUGAUGAGCUGUCUGUCUGUCUGUCUGACUAUCGAUGGAUUUUAAUUUCUUUGACACCAUGCUUUGAUCUUUAUUUUGCAACCACAUCACUUCACAGGGUUUGUCCUAUAAACUACUACAUUGAACUGAAAUCUCUCUCUCCGCUCCUAAAUCUUUCACAGGAGUGGGAUCGGAGCUUACAGACCCAUCGGUCAUCCGAGCAGACGACAAAAGGUACUCGCCUCAUACGGUGGUGGUUCGGUGUGUGACACUGACACUUAUCGUCAUCUUGAUAUCCAUUCUUUUGAGGUCUAAAGACAUCUGAAAAACAUAUAUUUUUAGUGCCCUCUUUUGCCCCUUGCCUUCCUGUAGCUCAUGCGGUGACAUGGUGUUUGGUCCUGCUAACCUGGGAGACGCUGCCAUCCAGAGCUUUGUCAUCAAGCACACCUGCAACUCCUGCUGCGAGAACCUCGGACUCUCA
Molecule: messenger RNA, 1962 nt
Organism: Coregonus sp. 'balchen'
Lineage: Eukaryota; Metazoa; Chordata; Actinopteri; Salmoniformes; Salmonidae
Source: the annotation of a GenBank genome assembly